UGCUAUUUUAUAGCAAGAUGAACCGUGAGAGGAAAGUAGAGAGAAGAGAACCGUACGGGAGAGCCCGACGGUAGAAGAUAGGUCUGGAGUAUGAUAAAAUGUAAAUAAACUUGAAGUCUUCAGCCAACACCCAACCGGCUUGGUUCACCGAGAACCCCCGCGUACUUUGUACCGUCCCGAUCGCCGCGAAUAAAGUUUUACUCCGCGCAACAAACGGUGUUCUUCUUCGAUCCGUGUUUUGAAGAAAGGUCGUUAACCCCGUGUGCUCUGGACGAGCUGUGAAACCCCCCAAUACAGUCCACUCAAAUCGGAAGGGCUCGAUCCGGAACAUUGGUCCUUCGAACCGGAUCGAAGUGGCCGGCCCGAAGUGGAAGGACUUGAGUGUUGUGCGCGCGUGAAAAGUGGCCAAUUCGCGGAAUAGUGGCCAUCGCGAUUUGGACAGUGCGAGUUCGCGGUAGUUGGCGCCAUCGCGCAGUUUUUUGCGGCUUUGUGCUGCACUUUUUUUGCUGUUCUGCGAGGUGGUGCUGACGGGAAGAAGUCAGCGUUCUUGGUGUGCUGGGAGCUGAUUUACGGCGGACGGCGAACGGAAGCUGCGCUGCUGUGGAAGCUGUUGAACGAGAGUGAUCGUGUGUGUGCUGGACGCUGCCCAUUGACCGGAGGUUCCUGGAGGAGCUGCAGCGUACCAGGAAGUGUUUGGGUUUGCAUGUGGUGCAUGAGGUGUGUGUGUGUGUGUGUCUGUGGUGAGGUGUGUGCGAUUUGGGUUCGAGUGAUUGAGCGUUUUUCGAGAGAAGUUUUUAAUAAAAAUUUAUUUGGAUUUUUUACGCGUUUGCGUUUCUUUCCGGGGUUGUGGUCUGGGUUCUAACUGCGCAAGCCCUGAUUUUUUGGAUUGUUCUGGUCUCUGUCGGUCGGUCCACUGCUGGUUCUCCACCUUGGCUGUCUCUCCCCACUGUCAAUCGGAUCGCGUAGAACGUUGAGUUGAUCGUUUCGGUGUUCGCGGUUGCAGUGUUCUGGAUUUUUGGCGGUCAACGGUGAGUGAAGGCGGUGAAGAAUGGACGAGUUGAAGGAUUUGCUGAAGCAGGAGCGGCAGCUGAUCCUGACCAUCAAUGGUGUAGGAGAUUUCGUGGAGGCGUACAAGAAGGCUGAGCACGAGAACCAGAUCUCGACCCGGCUGGACACCCUGGAGGAGGCAAUGAGGAAGUUCUUCAAGGUGCGCCGUAAGAUCGAAGCCAUGAUCGACGACGAGGAUGAGCAUCAAGUUGUUGGAGAGUCAAAGGAGGCUCGGAAGAAGCGGUUGGCUGAUCUGGUGGUUCAGCGUGAGAUGGAGUAUAACAAGGCUCUUCGUGACGUCGAGGAGAGGUACUUCGUGGUGAAGGCAAAGCUGGUCGCGCUGCGUCCGGUGCUGCAAUCGAUCAAGGCCAACCGGCCCAGCGAAGGAGACGGCCGGCAGAACCGCUCGAGAGUCUCGACCGCUCACACGUCCUCGCAGUCACAACGGCGUUGCCUGUUCUGCGAAGAGACGUUCCACAUGCCGUUCAAUUGCAGCAAGCUGAGGAACAUGCCUGUGUCCCAACGAGUGGAGGAAGUGAAUCGACGGCGACUGUGCCGAAAUUGUUUACAUGCUGGUCACUACGCUGACGGAUGUUCUCGUGGUUCCUGUUCCCGCUGCGGCGGUAAACAUCACACGUUGCUGCAUUACGACACGCCGGCCCCUGCGGGCGCUCCUCAAGAAAGAUCCUCCGUUCCUAAUACGCAAAAUCAAUCCCAAGAAGAUGGACAACAACAACAACAACCCACGAGACAGCAAGAUCAGACACAGAACAUUUCCACCCAACCAACCACAAGUUUCUACUCCGUAAUUCAAUCCACUUCUCGAAACACUCACCCACCACCACCCACAGACUUUCGUAAUACCACCACCCUCAAAGCGGCAUCCCUCCCCGCACAAAAUGCACCCACAUUUUCCCGUCGAGUCCUCAUGUCCACGGCGGUAGUUCGCGUCGAAGACCAGUUCGGGAACUUCUCGCUCGCUCGUACACUGUUGGAUUCGUGUUCCGAGUUCUGCUACAUUUCUCACACGUUUUCGAAGAAGCUGAAGUUCCGGACAACACCAGAUGUACUGAGCGUACAGGGCAUCGGAAACGGCUCAGCGUUGUCGCUCGAGGCCGUACGCGCGAAGAUCCAGCCACGGCUGGCUACGAUCUCGAUGUUCUCAAAAGAAAUGAAGUUCCACGUGCUGGAAAAGAUCGCCAGCGAUCUGCCCGUCACACCGGUUGACGUCAGCCAGAUGAUGCUCCCCUGUGACAUCAUUCUCGCUGAUCCGCACUUUGGGAAACCUGGUCCCAUAGACAUGAUCAUCGGUGCUGAAUUCUUCUUUGAUUUGCUGGCGGCUGGUCGUCGUAAGAUCGUCGAGGACGGUCCGACGCUGCAGGAGACUGUGUUUGGAUGGAUAGUCUCGGGGAAAGUUCCAGUGUCGUCACCCAGCGUCCCAUGCACGGCAACCUACUUCAGCUCAACAGUUGACCUGAAGGGAUGCUGCAAACUGGAGUCGAGUCACGUCAAAAGCGCCCACGCUGUGGAGGAGUCCACCCGCGAAGAGCUGUUCAAGAAGACGACGAACCAAGAUGCGAAGGGAAGAUCAGACAGCGUUGAAGAAGCCAGCACGUCGAUGAACAAGGUCCGGCAGGUCACCGAUUCUGCUGAUGUCACGGUGAAGAAGUGGAUCUCCCACUGCCCAGAGCUGCUCAAGCAGCUCCCGAAGCACCUGAAGGACGAGCACAGUACGCUCAACACGCUGCACAGUGUCGUGCACGCUUGUGUCUUUUGUCAACAGCUGUGGAGAGUCAAGAGCGAUCGGGAUCAACCGUCAGAAGAAUCGUUGCAGCAGCUGUGGAGAGUUAGGAUGAGAUUGACGGCGGUCGCGACGAGUAAGGUGCCGCGCUGGAUUUGGUUCAGCAACGAUUGCGUCGAGGUCACGAGCUACGGGUCAGAGCGAGCGUACGGUGCGAGUCUCUACCUCCGCUGCACUGCGCUCGAGAACCCAAAGCGCAAGAAGAAGAAGGUCAACAUUCCACGGUUGGAGAUGUCACCUGGCAGAUGGUCAAGGCGUCGGAGAAGGUUACGCGCCCCAACACACAACUGGUGGACGGCGUCAUGCGAGUCUGUGUUCGUCUGUCGAACAUCUCGCACUGCAAACGGACGCUUCGAUCGUGUGAGCUCGAAGAUCUGCUCGCUUUCCAUCCGGGAUAGUCAAGAAUUUGUUCAAACCUCGAUUUAAGCACUCGCUGAGUGCGCCUCGACGCCUAUGCGUCCCCAAUUCUAGAAGUUUAUGUUGGUGUUUGUAGUUUGUAUGUGUGCAUGUUUGUUGUUGAAGAAAGCUCUCUGGACGCUGUCCAGUUUCGCGUUUCGGUAGACACCUGUCUGCCCGAGCUCAGCGCACAAGGCGCUCACCUGGUUAAGGGAUUGCAUGUUUGUCAAAAAGUCGCUAAUCACCCCUAUCAUCGGUAGCACACCCACCCACGCUACCACAUCUCACUGGAGGAAACCUAGGAUCCUGCCAGUCGGUCUCGAUUUCUCGCUCGACAUUGGGCUUGGCCAGCUCACACGUCGAUCGACAUCCCUGACGACCACGAAGUCCCCGACGACCAUGAAGUCAUCCCUAACCAGCGAAGAAGAACAACGCCCCCAGGAAUUCACCGAUGAUCUGCGGAUCGAGCGCCAGAAUUCACCUGGUGGGGUAAGUUGUUCCAGUUUACGCACGCUACAUACACCUACUACAUCAAGUUUUGUUCGAGGCACACCACCAACUCAACCACCUACACCAACGUCCGAAAACCCACCCGCACGAAGCGCAUCCACGUCCGCAUCAGCACAGCGGCGAGCAGCACACCGGCGAACGACACACCCCCAGCGUAACAACUUUAUGGCCUGCGGGCCCAGCGUCAACGUUACCUGGCUGGGUAAGUUGUUCCGGUUUUUCAAAAUUCUCCACCUGUAUACUACAACGCAAUCUCUCCCCGAGGAAAUCUGCAACAAAAAAUCAACGUCAACAAGAUGACAUCACCAAGAAGAAGAAGAAGGAAGGCAUCAACCGAUGCAACUGCACCCCGUGUGCACUCUGUGGUCGACCAUUGGUCCCACCCGAAGCAGAGCAUGUUCCGCUGGAGCAUCACCCCUCACCCACACCGAAGAAGCGCAGCGCGAGGCUGCACCUGAAGCACAGCACAGUUCGCGAUCGUGGCACACGGCCACCGGUCUGGCGAACGCUGACGAUCGAAGUCGAGGCUGCACCGGCAGCAAAACACACCACCACGUCCGCUACUCGGCGGCGACCCCCACGAGCAGGCUGCACCAAGGCAGCACCGAAGCACUAGAUGACCGUUCCAGGGAGCAGAUUUGCAGUAGCAGCAGAGAAUGCACCAAAUGCGUCGUCGUCGUCGUCCACGAUGCACCCCACGAAGUCAGCAGCAACCUGAGCAGUUUGUUUACACCAAUAGAAGUAGAAUGAAUGAUGCUAUUGAAAUACUGUGAAGCGAAGUAAGCCCUAAGAGAAUUCGGUUUGAAAUUAGUAUUAGUGAUAAGAAGUAGAUAGUUAAGUUUUUGAAAUUGUUGAAACCACAGGUUUCAAGGCGGGCGGCAUGUUUGGAAAUGAAGUUAAGUGUAACAGUGCGCCCUUUACCCUAAGAUGCUAUUUUAUAGCAAGAUGAACCGUGAGAGGAAAGUAGAGAGAAGAGAACCGUACGGGAGAGCCCGACGGUAGAAGAUAGGUCUGGAGUAUGAUAAAAUGUAAAUAAACUUGAAGUCUUCAGCCAACACCCAACCGGCUUGGUUCACCGAGAACCCCCGCGUACUUUGUACCGUCCCGAUCGCCGCGAAUAAAGUUUUACUCCGCGCAACAAACGGUGUUCUUCUUCGAUCCGUGUUUUGAAGAAAGGUCGUUAACCCCGUGUGCUCUGGACGAGCUGUGAAACCCCCCAAUACAGUCCACUCAAAUCGGAAGGGCUCGAUCCGGAACAGGCGCGGAGAUAUGAUUUUUCGAAAAAAGUGAUUUUUGCGAAAAAUGACGAAAAUUGCCAUUUUUCGAACCACCCUAGCAAGAUUGACAAACCGGCAAAAUUCGAUUUCAAUUUUCCCUCUGGUCCAACAUCAUCAGCAGCAUCUCAUCUGGAGACCACCGAUUCGAUGGCAUGGGCCAGAUUCCACCCGGGGACACGACUUCAGUCUACUUAACAACAGCGGCCACGGUCUUCCAGGGAGCCAGCCAGACUCCUUAUAUUGUAUGUAAAUUGUGAAAUAUACAUAUCCGUAUCAAUAACCUGGACGCGUUAAAAUGUUCAGCUGAUGCCCUUCGGUUGACUAGGUUAACCCUCAACAUCCCGUUCAUGUUUCAUAUCUUAUUUCCGAAAAGAUCUUUAUAACUAUAGU
This is a messenger RNA of Culex pipiens pallens (northern house mosquito), 5421 nucleotides long. RefSeq lists its product as uncharacterized. The record is from RefSeq and is a predicted model, not a curated record. Lineage: Eukaryota; Metazoa; Arthropoda; Insecta; Diptera; Culicidae. Bases 1049 to 3274 code for a protein of 741 amino acids. The transcript is spliced from 2 exons.